AUGGAGGAAGAGUCUGUGAUGGAGGAUGAUGCAGAGCUGACUCUCAGUAAAGUGGAAGAGGAGAUGACGGUGGGUAUCCCCAUAGAAGUGUCCCCUGGUGAUAGGCCUAUUUGUAUAUAUUGUACUCAUCACUUUUUAAAAUAUGUCUAUUUCAAAACAAAACGAAAUCCCUUAAUAAAGGAGGAACCAGACGACUACGAGGAGGAGAACGUCAUGGAUCUAGAGGCACUUAAAUCAAGGACCAAUCAAAGUGUGAGUUGCAGUUGCUGUAAUGUUAUGCUAAUAGCUGGAUACGAACAAUGUACUGUAAUGGUGUACAUAUAUACGGUCCCAAUAAGAGAUCUGUUUGGACAUUGUGGAUACUUUGUUACUACACAUACAGUAGGUGUGCUGCUGUAUUGUAUUUUUCAUGUGUGGUUAAUACUAGGCUACAUUGAUUUAAAAUCAGAUUUUUCAUUUCAAUGCAAUUCCCUGGCUGUAGAUAUAGAAAGGAUAGUCACCAGUGGACUCAAACAAGUAUAAAAUACAUAUUUAUCAUUUUUUUAGGUCUUGCUCAUUCCCUCAUAGUGUAUAUACUCUCAUUCCUAACGCUAACCCCUUCCCUCUCUCAGGAGGCCAGCCUAUCUUCAAAGCCAGACAAUAUACUGGAAUCAAACAUGGACGCUGCCGAGUGGAAUCUAGAGGUGGAGCGGGUUCUCCCACAACUGAAGGUCACAAUCAGAACAGACCACAAGGUAAAGAUUGCUACAGGUGUAAAUUCUGGCAUUGCUCUCUCAAAAUCAAUGCAGGGCCGGGCAAUAGCCUAAUACAUGAGCGUUUGUAACAAGACUAUGUCCACUACUAGGACUGGAGGAUCCACGUGGACCAAAUGCAUCAGCACAAAGACGGGAUCAAAUCAUCUCUCAAGGAGGCCAAGGUAGACUUUAGGCUUUCACAGUUGGACUCAGUUUUCUCUGUCCAGGUUACAUCACUUUCGAUACCAUCUAGACAGAUGUUGUAAGACACACAUCUAAUUUAGACUAGCAACAUGGCCCUCUCACCAGACCUGGGUUCAAAUGAGGGUUGGGGUCAAUUCGAAUUGAAGGCAGUCAAUUCAGGAAGUAAACUGAAAUUCCAAUUCAAUCAUUUAAAAAAGGGCAUCCAUUUUCAGUGACUUCUCAAUAAACUGAAAUUGAUAAGCUAUUUAUUUCAAAAGUUUUUCCAUUUUUUAAAAUUUAAAAUUCAAGUCACUUCCUUAACUGACUGCCUUUAAUUUGAUUGGCCCCAAACCUGGUUCAAAUAGACUAUUAUUUAUUUUCUUUCAACUACUUUGAGAGUUCGAUUGUGACUGAAGGGAGUGCCAGGUGUGUGGGGGGUUGCCACUUUUGUGACGAAUACGUCGGUUCCAUUACACCAGGCAAGCUCAAUCAAGCGCAGCUAAAGAAAGAAAACAUAUUCAUAGGUUGCACCACCUUCACUCGGUCGCGUCAUGCCAUUGUUAUGAACGUUCUCAAGCCGCCCUCUAUUGGCGCUGCCAUAGUGGUGCCCUAAAGUGGUGAUAAGCCCAGUCAUUCUGGACGGAGGCCAACUACUGUUUAGUCUAAAUUAAACGAUAGUGCCUGGAAAUACGAUGACCUUGCUAAAGUAGUAAAAUAUUUAGUAGGAAACAACCUUGCCAGCAUUAUCAUAUCGUCAAAUUUACUUUAGACAGAUGGCAAUGUUGUUAUUCGCUAGCAAAGUUAGUCAAAAAUAGCUAGCAAUGCUAAUGUUAGCUAGCUAAAAUCCGGUGGCCUCCUCUCAAUCUUAGCUAGCGUUAUACUGCAUCUAAAGUCAAUCUGGUGACAUCAAAAUGAUGACAAAAGGUUUCCCCACUAAUUAUUUGCCUCCUUUUGAAUGUCAUUGUAUUUCCAAGCCACUGUAAUGCACUUUUGAUGAUCUUUAUCAGCGCUCAUUGACGAUGCAUUGAGUAGAAUGCUUAGUCGGGCAUCAGUCCAAAACGAAUGUUCAAAACAAUAUUGUGACGAAACAUGCAACCCAUGAAUAGGCUACUUUAUCUGAGUCUGACUAGACUAGCACCUAUCACACAGCCAACCUCUCAUUUCAUUCUAUUACUUUAAAUUAAGUAUGUUAGUUCUGUAUUAUAGAGUGAACGUUGCUAUGUGUAACUAUUUGGUAGGGCUACCUAGACAAGCUGCAGGAGGAGAUCGGUAAGACCCUAGAGAAGGUGGGCAGCAGGGAGAAAUACAUCAACAACCAGCUUGAACACCUUAUCCAGGACUACCGCAGCGCCCAGUCCAAACUCAGCGAGGUAAGCGUCCAUAUAAUACAGUAAAAUAAUACAAUGCAAUACUGCACCAGUCAAAAUGGUCUACGUUGGAGCAUCGGAUUUAGUCAUACUGUAAUGUCCAGUUAUGGUUCACAGUAUUACAUUGACAUUUUAGUCAUUUAGAAGACGCUCUUAUCCAGAGCUACUUACAUGAGCAAUUAGGGUUAAGUGCCUUGCUCAAGGGCACAUCGACAGAUUUUUGUUGUGGUAUAUGGCCAAUAUACCAUGGCUAAGGGCUGUUCUUAGGCAUGACACAACGCAGAGUGCCUGGAUACAGCCCUUAGGUGUGGUAUAUUGGCCAUAUACCACAAACCCCCGAGGUGCCUUAUUGCUAUUAUAAAUUGUUUACCAACCUAAUUAGAACAGUAAAAAUAAUUUGUUUUGUCAUACCUAGGGCUGUUGCGGUUACCGUAUUACCGCCACACCGGCGGUUACGAGUCAUGAAGGCAGUCAAAUUCCACAUGACCGUUUAGUCACGGUAAUUAGGCUUCUCCAAGCUCUGAUGCUGCUGCUGGUCAUUAGUAGCCUACCAAACUUGCUAACUGCCUGGUACUCAGCACUCUAUUGUCCCUCUAAUCACUAUGACAUCAAUGCAAAUGUGUUCGAAAAUCUAAUCAAACACCUCAUGAGAGCCCAUGAGCUCAUGUUGCGCAACAUUUCUAUAGGCUAUGCAAUUGCGGGUGAAAAUAGAGUGAUGGCAGCUAAUAAAAAGAGGAGGAUCCCAUCAGCUUUCUAUAGGCUAGGCCUACUAUAUUUAUUUCUCAACUUUCCUAAUAUUAAGCACAUUGCUUAUAUUUACAACAGGGGUAUAGCCUAUCUGGCUAGCAUGAAAAUAUACCACGGGGAAAAGCAUCCUCCAUUCGCUAUUUAAGUGCAUAGAUGACAUGUAUUUUUUCCCGCUGCCCCUGUUUCGAUACAGGUGCAUGAUAAUGGCCAUUCUAAAUCAAAACAAAUGUCACACAUACAGUGGGGAGAAAAAGUAUUUGAUACACUGCCGAUUUUGCAGGUUUUUCUACUUACAAAGCAUGUAGAGGUCUGUAAUUUUUAUCAUAGGUACACUUCAACUGUGAGAGACGGAAUCUAAAACAAAAAUCCAGAAUAUCACAUUGUAUGAUUUUUAAGUAAUUAAUUAGCAUUAUAUUGCAUGACAUACAGUGGGGGAAAAAAGUAUUUAGUCAGCCACCAAUUGUGCAAGUUCUCCCACUUAAAAAGAUGAGAGGCCUGUAAUUUUCAUCAUAGGUACACGUCAACUAUGACAGACAAAAUGAGAAUUUUUUUCUCCAGAAAAUCACAUUGUAGGAUUUUUAAUGAAUGUAUUUGCAAAUUAUGGUGGAAAAUAAGUAUUUGGUCAAUAACAAAAGUUUCUCAAUACUUUGUUAUAUACCCUUUGUUGGCAAUGACACAGGUCAAACGUUUUCUGUAAGUCUUCACAAGGUUUUCACACACUGUUGCUGGUAUUUUGGCCCAUUCCUCCAUGCAGAUCUCCUCUAGAGCAGUGAUGUUUUGGGGCUGUCGCUGGGCAACACAGACUUUCAACUCCCUCCAAAGAUUUUCUAUGGGGUUGAGAUCUGGAGACUGGCUAGGCCACUCCAGGACCUUGAAAUGCUUCUUACGAAGCCACUCCUUCGUUGCCCGGGCGGUGUGUUUGGGAUCAUUGUCAUGCUGAAAGACCCAGCCACGUUUCAUCUUCAAUGCCCUUGCUGAUGGAAGGAGGUUUUCACUCAAAAUCUCACGAUACAUGGCCCCAUUCAUUCUUUCCUUUACACGGAUCAGUCGUCCUGGUCCCUUUGCAGAAAAACAGCCCCAAAGCAUGAUGUUUACACCCCCAUGCUUCACAGUAGGUAUGGUGUUCUUUGGAUGCAACUCAGCAUUCUUUGUCCUCCAAACACGACGAGUUGAGUUUUUACCAAAACGUUCUAUUUUGGUUUCAUCUGACCAUAUGGCAUUCUCCCAAUCCUCUUCUGGAUCAUCCAAAUGCACUCUAGCAAACUUCAGACCGGCCUGGACAUGUACUGGCUUAAGCAGGGGGACACGUCUGGCACUGCAGGAUUUGAGUCCCUGGCGGCGUAGUGUGUUACUGACGGUAGGCUUUGUUACUUUGGUCCCAGCACUCUGCAGGUCAUUCACUAGGUCCCCCCGUGUGGUUCUGGGAUUUUUGCUCACCGUUCUUGUGAUCAUUUUGACCCCACGGGGUGAGAUCUUGCGUGGAGCCCCAGAUUGAGGGAGAUUAUCAGUGGUCGUGUAUGUCUUCCAUUUCCUAAUAAUUGCUCCCACAGUUGAUUUCUUCAAACCAAGCUGCUUACCUAUUGCAGAUUCAGUCUUCCCAGCCUGGUGCAGGUCUACAAUUUUGUUUCUGGUGAACUUUGACAGCUCUUUGGUCUUGGCCAUAGUGGAGUUUGGAGUGUGACUGUUUGAGGUUGUGGACAGGUGUCUUUUAUACUGAUAACAAGUUCAAACAGGUGCCAUUAAUACAGGUAACGAGUGGAGGACAGAGGAGCCUCUUAAAGAAGAAGCUACAGGUCUGUGAGAGCCAGAAAUCUUGCUUGUUUGUAGGUGACCAAAUACUUAUUUUCCACCAUAAUUUGCAAAUAAAUUCAUUAAAAAUCCUACAAUGUGAUUUUCUCGAUUUUUUUUCUCUCAAUUUGUCUGUCAUAGUUGACGUGUACCUAUGAUGAAAAUUACAGGCCUCUCUCAUCUUUUUAAGUGGGAGAACUUGCACAAUUGGUGGCUGACUAAAUAAUUUUUUCCCCCACUGUAAGUAUUUGAUACAUCAGAAAAGCAGAUCUUAAUAUUUGGUACAGAAACCUUUGUUUGCAAUUACAGAGAUCAUACGUUUCCUGUAGGUCUUGACCAAGUUUGCACACACUGCAGCAGGGAUUUUGGCCCACUCCUCCAUACAGACCUUCUCCAGAUCCUUCAGGUUUCGGGGCUGUCGCUGGGCAAUACGGACUUUCAGCUCCCUCCCAAAGAUUUUAUAUUGGGUUCAGGUCUGGAGACUGGCUAGUCCCCUCCAGGACCUUGAGAUGCUUCUUACGGAGCCACUCCUUAGUUGCCCUGGCUGUGUGUUUCGGGUCGUUGUCAUGCUGGAAGACCCAGCCACGACCCAUCUUCAAUGCUCUUACUGAGGGAAGGAGGUUGUUGGCCAAGAUCUCGCGAUACAUGGCCCCAUCCAUCCUCCCCUCAAUACGGUGCAGUCGUCCUGUCCCCUAUGCAGAAAAGCAUCCCCAAAGAAUGAUGUUUCCACCUUCAUGCUUCACGGUUGGGAUGGUGUUCUUGGGGUUGUACUCAUCCUUCUUCUUCCUCCAAACACGGCGAGUGGAGUUUAGACCAAAAAGCUCUAUUUUUGUCUCAUCAGACCACAUGACCUUCUCCCAUUCCUCCUCUGGAUCAUCCAGAUGGUCAUUGGCAAACUUCAGAUGGGCCUGGACAUGCGCUGGCUUGAGCAGGGGGACCUUGCGUGCGCUGCAGGAUUUUAAUCCAUGACGGCGUAGUGUGUUACUAAUGGUUUUCUUUGAGACUGUGGUCCCAGCUCUCUUCAGGUCAUUGACCAGGUCCUGCCGUGUAGUUCUGGGCUGAUCCCUCACCUUCCUCAUGAUCAUUUAUGCCCCACGAGGUGAGAUCUUGCAUGGAGCCCCAGAUCGAGGGUAUUUGACCGUCAUCUUGAACUUCUUCCAUUUUCUAAUAAUUGUGCCAACAGUUGUUGCCUUCUCACCAAGCUGCUUGCCUAUUGUCCUGUAGCCCAUCCCAGCCUUGUGCAGGUCUACAAUUUUAUCCCUGAUGUUCUUACACAGCUCUCUGGUCUUGGCCAUUGUGGAGAGGUUGGAGUCUGUUUGAUUGAGUGUGUGGACAGGUGUCUUUUAUACAGGUAACGAGUUCAAACAGGUGCAGUUAAUACAGGUAAUGAGUGGAGAACAGGAGGGCUUCUUAAAGAAAAACUAACAGGUCUGUGAGAGCCGGAAUUUUUACUGGUUGGUAAGUGAUCAAAUACUUAUGUCAUUCAAUAAAAUGCAAAUUAAUUACUUAAAAAUCAUACAAUGUGAUUUUCUGAAUUUUUGUUUUAGAUUCUGUCUCUCACAGUUGAAGUCUACCUAUGAUAAAAAUUACAGACCUCUACAUGCUUUGUAAGUAGGAAAACCUGCAAAAUCGGCAGUGUAUCAAAUACUUGUUCUCCCCACUGUAUAUUAUUUAGUAUAUGUAAAGACAAGAUUAAAUCAAGAAUAGUCUGAUGUGUGACAAUAUUAUCACUUGUGAAUUAUAUAUUAUCACUUGUGAAUGUUGCCCAGCAUAUGAAACAAUGCCUUUUUUUUGUUGUUGACUUUUUCUAAUCAUAAUCGCACACGUCAUGUAGCCUAGCCCAUAGGCCUAUAUGUUUUAAUAAGGUUUGUAUCAUAACUAAAGUGGCCAAAUAACUUCUUAAAAUUAAGCACAAUAAUCCACUUUACAAGGGGUGUAGAGCCUAACUGGCAUAUAUAAGCAGCGCGUGAGUUUCAAGUUUGGGGAAGAUAAUUUUCACCAUGAAAAUGCUCCUUUUAUAAUAAAAGCAUUACAUGCAUAAUUGCAUUUGCGGUCACUUUUGAUAAUGGUGUUUUCCGUUAAUGGAACAUUGGCGCUUAUAGCCUACUACCAUGUGCGCAUUGCUGCGCUUAUAAUGUGAAGAAAUAGCCUAAUAGUUUAUCAACAUUUUAAGCUAAAUGUUCUGAUCUAAUAUUUUUUUAUGCUAGUGGUUCUAUUAAUUUGGGAUCUAACGCAUCCCACAACUGUCCCAGACUAUGUUUGGAAUAUUUAUUUCUCGCACAGAAUAGAAUAGGUUGAACUUUUGUACUAUGGGGGAUAGUAGAUUAACAUAGGCUAGUGCUUAUGCUGUUUGUUAGGCCUACUCAUCUUGUUGGCUGACGAAAAGUAAAUGUGGACAGUUCUUUCAAUAUUUUCAAUAUGCAUCUCGGAAUUGGCUAAGGACGCGCGCAAUUGCGUCCCCGAUGUCUGUCUUCACUUGUAGCCUGUGAGAGAGACCCGAUCACAUGACGGAGAGCCAUGUGAGUGAGAGGCGCUUCGGAUUGUGCAGCACACUCAGGGAGAAGGGCACAACGCAGCACUCCGGGCCGCAAAAGGCAUGGAUUAUUUUAGGUGCAUUACGGCCACAAAGGGGAUGCCUCCAUGAAAUUCGAGGCAUUAUCAAGUGCUUGUCAAAUUGUGAAUGAGAGACUAUUGGAGUGUGUACAGCCUGCACAAAAAACUAAGCAGAGCUUAUGCCAUUCAAGCGACUUUUUUCAAAUCAUCAUUAGAGUCCCAUCAUGCAGCCUUACAAUCUAUUGAAAAUGAAAACAAAUAGCCCAACGUUUGUAGAACUAAAGUUACAUUAAUAACUCUAAAUUAAGCAUUUAGGAGUACCUAUUUCUUUGUUAACCGCUCAACACAGAAUAGCCGCAUGUGCGCUCUCCCUCAAAUCUUUUGGAGAAAAUAUUUAUAUUUUAUUCAGCUUUGUUCAAUUGAAUUCUUCAUAUUAUAAAAUAAUAUAAAAAAUGCCACGGAAUUAUAAGCAAAUAUUGUCUGCUAACUCAGAGUAUGCUCUUCUUUUCUUCUGAAAUAGACUACAUUUUCUUCAUAUCAUGCUUCUUUAGAGCUGUCUAAAAUAAAUAAUGGAUUUAUUGUGAAGGUGUAGGCUAUAUUACAUGGAUUUAUUAGACUUUUUAAAAUGGCUUGUAGGCUAUGUGUGGAAGCCAGGAUAUGCUAAAUGUGUUUGUUAAUUAACGGUCAAUUACCUUGAGACCGACCAGUUAUUUGCUUGACAAUCACCGGCUGAUUAAAUUUUGUGACCGCCACAGCCGUAUACGGUCUGAUAUGCCACUGCUUUCAGCCAAUCAGAAUUCAGGGCUCGAACCACCCGGUUUAUAAAAUAGAAUAUCCAAUACCAGUAUAUAAUAUUCUGUUGCUGUGGUAUGCGUUGGUCAUCAAUGCAGAGGCACAACUAAUUGGCUUAUUUUGGGGGGGGGAACAAGCAUAAAGACAUGUUGACCUUUUGUAUUCCAAGGCAAAGGAGUGCUACCAGCAGGGAAGUGGUGGAGUUACAGAGAGGACCAGAGUUCUGGCUGAGGUCAGUGACCACAUCACACACAGUAAACCACAGUAUGCAGGUCAUUCUCGUAACAGAUUCUCAUAACCCUAGCCCAUCAUUCUCAUAACAUUCACACUAUUCCAAAAAAAAAUCACAUUACAGUCAUUCUUUCCCAAUUUGUUCAUGUAAUUAUAUUUUCCAUUGCUCCUGAUAUUUUUACACCAACAUCAUGAUAUAGUCCUAAAUGUCCAUAGAAGUUAUAUUACCUAUCUCUUAUCCUCUGUAGAUACCUCUGUCUUAGUGCCAUAGAUGACAGAUGAGUUUUGAUGUCAACUCUCUCAGUGCUGUCUCGUUCUAACCUAGAUCACAGAGGAGCUGGAGAAGGUGAAGCAGGAGAUGGAGGAGAAAGGCAGCAGUAUGUCUGAUGGAGGUGAGUCUGUAAAUGAAAACAUACUGGACUAGGGAAUCUACACAGCAAUAUACCUUUUAAGCCUUUUCCACUGCGAGCUGGACGAAAUGGUGAAUAUGACGCAAUUCCCACAUUACAAAGUCAUUGGUGACGUCACAUCCUGUUGUGUUACAUACAUCAUUAGGUUGGGCACCUUGCUGUGGCCUGGCUAGUCUAACGGUAAUGCCACAGCCUCCGGCACACAUGUCUAUGGUGUCGGUAUACGUUAGAAUCUGGCCUACUGCCCUUUGACACCACCUCUCGUUAUCUUUCUCCACUGUCAUCCUCUAUCGGUUCAAUAUAAUCUGAAAGUACCUUAAAUUUAUAUUUUUUAAGUUGGGCACUUUGCAAACUCAUGCAUUUUUUGGGGUCUUGAUGGUGAGAAAGCAACAGUUCUUGAUUUAAAAUACAUUAUAUAGUGACAGUUAUCGGCCAUCAUUGAAUCUAUUGAAGAAAGGUUAUAAAUAAAGUUGUUAGAUCAAUGAAAACGUGAUUUAUUUUGGAAUCUAUUCAUGUAUAAUGAUUAUGACAAAUUGAUUUGAAAAUGUUAGAUAUCAUUUGUUUUCUUACCCUUUGAGCUUUUUGAAUUACAGCCCCCGUGGUGAAAAUCAAGCAGAGUCUGACCAAGCUCAAGCAGGAGAUUGUUCAGAUGGACAUUCGGAUAGGAGUGGUGGAGCACACACUACUGCAGGCCAAGCUAAAGGAGAAGUCCAACAUGACUCGAGACAUGCACGCCACCAAUAUCCCAGAGCCUGCCAUCGGCGCAUACUGA
Molecule: messenger RNA, 9577 nt
Organism: Coregonus sp. 'balchen'
Lineage: Eukaryota; Metazoa; Chordata; Actinopteri; Salmoniformes; Salmonidae
Source: the annotation of a GenBank genome assembly